AUGGCUCUGAAGGCAAGGAUUCAACCAAGGACAAUGUUGUCAAAACGGAAGGUGACCAGGGAGGAAAGAGAUGCUGCGGUUGUUACAACAAGAAGGAAACGUCGAAGUAGCGGUGACAACAAAAAGGAGCGGAAGACCCUCAAAAGACGGUAUAUUGAAUGGGUAUAUCGUUGGGAAGGUGCACUUGGUCGUCGUGCUGAUGCAGGUCUUUGCGUAACUCGUGCAAUGCGAGAAGACCUUCAACGAGCAUGGGGUGUUCAUGCAGCCGUGUUCUACGAUCGGGCACCUAGCUGCGCGUUCAGGGAGUUCUCUUUAAAUGAAAAGCACGAAUUGUUACUCCGACUUGGUUUGGGGUGCCAAUGGACAGCUACUCGCUUUUCCGUUCGCGAUCCAUCCACUCGAGAAGUUCGUUUCCGCGAUGAUCGUCCGUUGUUAGUUAUUUCGUCGACAUCAUGGACUCCUGAUGAGGAUUUCCAAAUCUUGCUAGAUGCUGCCAGUAGUACAGAACGACGUGGCAGCGCAUCAGUAGGAGCCUGCGUGAGGAGGAUGACACCAGCAACACGGCUUCCUAUCAUAGUGCUAAUAAUAACUGGACGUGGUCCAUUGAAGGAGUUUUAUAUGGAGAAGAUUCAGAGGAUGAAAAUGGAAUAUGUUGAGAUCCACACGCCAUGGCUAGAGUCGCAGGAUUAUCCUCUUAUGAUUGCAACUGCCGAUCUUGGAGUUUCACUUCACACGAGCACUUCAGGUAUUGUAGUACUGCUUAUGGUCUCGAUCCUUCCAAUGAAGUGCUGA
Messenger RNA from Cooperia oncophora, 792 nucleotides. NCBI's taxonomy places the organism in Eukaryota, Metazoa, Nematoda, Chromadorea, Rhabditida, Trichostrongylidae. The record is from the annotation of a GenBank genome assembly.